UCCAAAUGUACACACUCUGCUCAAACUAAUAUGGCCGACACUUUCAUUGCCAGAGAUGCAGACAAUGAUAGCAAAGCCAAAUACUCGCCCAACAAUGCCAGCAGAUCGGUCCUCAUCACAAGUCCACAGAAGAGGAAAGCUGCAAAUGAGGAUGAAGGCCAACCGACGGAAAAGAAAAAGUUUGCCAUGAAUUUUAAUAUGAAGAAACCAGUGGAUAGCGUGCAAUGUGGAAGUAACCAGAAACAGAGUGUCCUGCCCAUAAAAAUGUCUCUAGCAACACAGAAACCCAAGGAGUCAUCUGCCACAGUCAAACCUAAAACAGCAGCUGUAGCCAAAGCAUUCGCAGAAGACAGUGACGAAGAGGAGAUGCCACCUGAAGCAAAGAUGAGAAUGAGAAACAUUGGAAGGGAUACGCCAACAGCUGCUGGACCAAAUUCUUUCGGAAAAGGUCGACUUGGAUUCUGUGAUAGACAGAAAAUGGUGGAGAAAGAGAUUAUUCAACAUAUAGAAGAGGUCGGGGAAGACUGAACAUUUUUAUUUAGACAUUUUUGAUUUUUUUACAAACUGAAGCAACACUCUUUUACUUUUGCAACACAACCUUGCACUACAUUCAGUAGCAUAGAAUUAAGAGUGAGUUGUUGGCAUGUCCAUGAAUACCUGCUACAGACAGGCGUUUGAAUUAGACACAAAGACUGGGCCAAUGGACACAUAAAGGGUUAGUUACAGUCACAGACCUGAAGAAAUCAUUCCGAAAGUGUGGGAAGUCCUAUGUGAAAUUUAAACAUUUAUCUUAAUUGAUAUUUCACACUGGAAAUAUUACAACAACUAUUAUUUCACAUUUGCUGUGUAAGGAUGUAAAAAAUGUUAGAGGAUCAGUAAGAAUGACAUGGUUUGGUAUAGAUACACAAUCUCUUGUGAAGAAAAGUGUUUAUACUGAUCAAGCAAUAAUUUUUACAGCAUACCUUAUAUAUGUACUGGUACUUCUUGAAAGAGAAAAAUGAUGAUUGAAGUAACGGAACUGAUAUUGAAUAAUUUCGGGACUUGUUACAGUGUUCUGUCCAUGAUAUACAUAUGAUCUCUAUACCCUUGGAAUAUGUCAUGACAAAGUAAAACCAUCUGGAUGUUCCUUUGUGCAGAUGUUAUGAGUUGACUAGUCAUAAUACUGGUACUGAGUCCUGCAUUGUGUAUUUCUGUGAAGUCCAUGAUGCAAGAUAAAAGGAAUUAUGUGACAGCAUAAUGGAAAAAAAUACCAGCUUUGAUUCGGGUAUAGCUCCUAUGUAAUCCGCACUACAAAUGCAUCAGCCUAGUGAUUGGUUAACAGCGAACAGUUAAACAAUGAGCCUUUGAUUUGUCAUGACAUAUUCAAAGGGUGCUAAGAAUUAAAGAUGAACGAGGGACGAUAUCGAUGUUUCUGUGUCACAGUACGGAGCAACAAGAAGUCGGAUGUCUGGUUCACUAGCUUGCAGAGUCGUUCAUAUUUAUAAAAUUGUUAUCUUGAAAGUGAUUUUCAUUCUAUAUAUAUCUGUACUGGGGAAAUUCCUCCGUAGAUUAACUUUUGCCUCUGUAACUAGGGCAAAUUUGUUAUUACAGCGAACAUUAGAAAUCGAUAUAAUGAAAAAAAUAAUCAAAUUUGAAAGUUGAAAGGUGAACUUAAAACUGGGAGAAUAUGGAUUUUACUAGCUUAGGGCAACAUUUUACUGGGUGAAAGUUCCAGUAUUCAGACAAAAUUUGUAGAUAGAAAAAUCUGUCAUUGUCCUUCACUUCUCAAUGGAGUAAAGUCAGGCCUUCUCUUCACAGUUACUCCUAGAUGUUAUCACUAAGGUCAAAUAAAUACGGUAAGAAACCUGUGUACCUAUUGCUGACCAUUAGGUUGCAUCAAAGGACCUCGUUUAUUAGUCACAGGGUGGCCUAAAGCUUCUAGUGUACAUAGCAUUCUGCUAUCCAUUGGGGGGAAAAAAGGUUUUCAUAUGGACAGUACAAUGGUUUUCUCUAUAUAGCAAUACAUGUAAUGGAGACCUUCCCUAACAAUACUUCAGGAUCAUUUGGAACCCAAUUUUUAAAGGAUCAUUCCCAAAAAAUGUAUGUUUGUAUGAAAGUCCCUGCCAGACUAAGUCUGUAAAUACCUGACGUAAAAAUCUUAAACCUGAUUCUGUGUCAAAGUGUUGUUGAUUCACUGUUGCUCUUGAUAUUUUGUCAUCAGUUACUGUAGUCAAAUCUACCUUUAUGCCAGCUGUACAGUUGUUGGUUAGAUACAUCAAAGAAUCUCGCUUGGUAAUCAAGCUAUGAUCAAAGGAUAAUACUACAGUACUGGUACUGGCUUCAGUCGAGAACUCAAAAUAAGGAUCGGUGCUUUAAAAAGAAAACAAACAAAAAAGGUAGAACUCCAAAUAACGAUUUGUGCUCUAAAAAAGGCAUGAAAUAAAAAAUGUAAUGUGAUCCCUUUUAUAAACAAAUUUCUGUUAAUGUAAAGUCACUGGACUACAAUAACAAGCUGUAUACAAAUAAAACACUGGGAAAAAAACUGUCCACUAAUACUCACGUAACAAUAUUUAUUUGGGUUGUUGAGUGAAGGAACACGAUAAUCACACUAUUAAAAAACACAGUGUCAGUCGUUCAGAAUUAUUUUUAUUUUGUAUAAAUUCAGUUAUUUUCUGAACUGAUUAAUAAAAUUGUGGUAUUUACAGGUAUGUAUAGGAAGAGGUACGCAAAGGAUUGUUGAUAUCAACAAUUAUUUAUCAGAAACUCAUGAUAGCAUGAUACCAGGUAUGACCUUUAUCACCAUAAGUUUAUUGGCGAAAUUUCAGGUUGUACAUUUUCUUAUCAGAAUAUUGUUGUGUACUAUUUUGUCCAUAAACAUUAUACUACAACAGUUUACAGAAAAUAUUGUUAUAAUGUACUUGUUCAAACACACAUUUAUGUCUGACCUCAUGACAAUUGGCAACAUGGUGAUAAAUGGAGAUAAUCUGGUAUGGCAUAGGCCAUUUAAUUACCUGGUAAUAGGGUUGAAAUGGCGCAUAAACCUCUACACUGACCAUUUUGAUAAAGGGAGAUAAUCCAGUAUUGGGAAAACUUUUUUUUAACUGUAAAAAUUCAAAUUAAAUCCAAGCUGACAGCAUUAGCCAUACGUAAGUAUUGCAGGCCUAGUAUAAAGCUGGUCAAAACUGUUGAAAGAUAGAACAGUCUAUUCUUUCUUGUGUGUUUUGCAUAUGUCUGCUGAGAGGAAGUGGUCUGUGUUUUUAUUUGUCGAUAUUCCACUCUUCUUAUUUUAAGGAUUUUAUUGCAAUUAAGUUGUAGCUUGGUAAUAUUUCCAUUUUAAAGUUGAAGAAUUAACUUUCAGUAUUUUUUGGUAUCUUAAUGUUGUACAAAAGUUUUAAGAACUCAAACCAUUUUCUAUUAAUGCAUUAAAUGCAUGUUGUAAAUUUAAAUUCUUUUGACCUGUGUCCUGAAUUUUUUACGCAUCAAUAUUUCUUAGUUUAAGCUUAAAGUACCAUAAUUUCAGUAUAUGCUGUAAUAAUAAGUUAUUUUAUUUAAAAAUUUGAAAUACCUUUAAUAUUCUCAAGAAGUCAGACCGAUAUACUGCUUUUAGUAGUGAUGCUGUUGUUGUUGUUGUUGUUGUUAACAAAACACAUUAAUUGAAUUAAAUUAAACUUUCAGUCUAUAAAGUGUUUGUCAAUUUUCAGUGUUUAAAUCUUUAUGAUGUUGAUACACAAGGAUAGUUUACAAAACAGGCACAUUUUAAUAAACUUUUUCAACUUUUUAAAUGUCAUUUCGUAUAAUUAAAAAGUAGUCUUUUAAAGAUUUAUUUGCAUCAAUAUCUUCAACAUUUUAUCCCUAUACAGAUUUCUGGAUAUGAAACUAAAUACUAUCUGCAGAACAGCAUAAUUUAUUAUUAUGUGUUUUCAAAAAUAAAUAUGGAAC
Messenger RNA from Mizuhopecten yessoensis (Yesso scallop), 3918 nucleotides. Its product is annotated as PEST proteolytic signal-containing nuclear protein-like. Gene Ontology annotation, cellular component: nucleus. Lineage: Eukaryota; Metazoa; Mollusca; Bivalvia; Pectinida; Pectinidae. Gene Ontology annotation, biological process: protein ubiquitination; proteasome-mediated ubiquitin-dependent protein catabolic process. Bases 31 to 528 code for a protein of 165 amino acids. The transcript has 5 exons. The record is from RefSeq and is a predicted model, not a curated record.